CCCGUUAAAGAAUCGUAGACCUUCGUCUUAGCAGCAGUCACACCGGAACACAUUGCUCGACACUGAAACAAAUGUUCGUCUCUCAAGUUUGACAGUUAUUACUAUCGGCGAGGAUAUUCCGAUUACGCGGAGUCAAUUUUGAAGAUCGUUCGCUCUUCGCGCGUGUGUAUGUUUAUCUCCAGUCAUGUGUGUUUACAUUUUUUCCGAUGUAUCAUCGUGCAAGUGUUGUCUGGCAAGGUAAUAUCAUGAGAAGAAUGUUGGGUCGCGCUGGAUAGAAUCGGGCAUUUCAUGUCCGCAUUUCGAGACAGCGAUCUCGUUUGAUCUUCUCGUCCAGAUAAAAGAUUCUCAUUUUUGCGAUGAUCGCUAACAAAGUCUGCUGCAUCAGCGUGUCGUUGGCGGCGAGGAUAGUCGGGGCGUAUACGAUGUCCAUCUCAAUUCUAAUGAUAAACGUGUUGGUAAGCAACUUCUUCUCGAGGAUUGAUGAUGAAGAAUUCUUCGAAACCGCCAAGACCUGGGCAAUACUGGGAUUAAAUUGGAUGCAAGCUUUUCGAUACUCGGAACUGAUAAACAGAGUCCAAACAGCCAUGGUGUUCUUCCUGAUAUAUAGCGUUCUGUAUCUAUUUGCCAGUGCGUAUCUUGCUUUAGGAUCGAUUUCGAGAAGACAUAAAUGCGCCGUGCCUUGGAUGUAUUUGCAAAUGAUUAACAUAAUAGAUCAGACCAUAGCGCUAAUUGGUUAUCUAAUACGUGAUCGAGAGGACACUGCUUUAGUUAAAUCUAUGACGUGCAGUAUCUAUUUAAUUUGGAACGUCUAUUUGUGGACGAUUGUGCAAGUCGCUCGCAAACAGUGGUACGAGGAACAGCAGAAUCACGUGGAGUGCGAACUAAGAGAAUCAGAUCCGGAUCCUCCAUCAUCAUCCACGAAUGGCAGCAACUUGAAGUCGCCGUCCUUCCUCUCGCAAAAUUUUUUUAUAUUAGAACCGUCGACAAUUCUGCCUAAAGAAGAGUCUUAUUGUUAGAACUGUGGAUAAUUCUUAAAGGAUUCUGACAAAACUGCACGAAGAAAUUGUCAGAACUUAUAGGAGGAUGUUUGAAGAACAAAUCCGUGAAAUGGAGAAGCUAGAAGCUAGAAGAGGUCUCCUUUGUCACGUUAUAUUCGACAUCGUUAUUUGACUACAACUUAAGACUGUUUGCUUUUUAUAUUUAGCAUCUUCAUUUUCUAGACAUAAACUUACUAACUUUCUUACAAAUUGAAAAAGUCGACAAUUAAUAAAUGUCCAUCAUAGACACAAGCUUCGAAUUAAUAAAAUUUUUGUCUACGAAUUUCGCAAAAUUACGUUGUUUGACAAAAUUUAUUAUUUUGUGACAUCUAGUAGCUGUGAUUACGAUAGUUUGCUAUGAUGAUUAUUGACAAAAUAAAAGUUUAUUAUAAAAACAUAUAGAUAAAUGAAAUUAAAUUCAAAUUUAAUUAAAUCAAUGAGAGAUAUUGGCAUAGAGAAACAUUUUUAAUGUAUAAAAAAUAUAAUAUUUUUAAUCGAAUUAAUUUUAACUCAUUUAUUCGUAAGCUUUCACAUAAUAUGUAUUUCUGAGAAUUUA
This is a messenger RNA of Nylanderia fulva, 1593 nucleotides long. RefSeq lists its product as uncharacterized. The record is from RefSeq and is a predicted model, not a curated record. Lineage: Eukaryota; Metazoa; Arthropoda; Insecta; Hymenoptera; Formicidae.